Messenger RNA from Limulus polyphemus (Atlantic horseshoe crab), 1344 nucleotides. Its product is annotated as protein Mo25-like. Gene Ontology annotation, molecular function: protein serine/threonine kinase activator activity. The transcript has 9 exons. Gene Ontology annotation, biological process: intracellular signal transduction. The record is from RefSeq and is a predicted model, not a curated record. Lineage: Eukaryota; Metazoa; Arthropoda; Merostomata; Xiphosura; Limulidae. The coding region runs from base 210 to 1340 and encodes 376 amino acids.
AAUUAGUUAUGAGAUAUGAGUACGUUGAUGUGAGCUAGAGCUGAAAUAGAAAGUAGUAUUAGUUAUUACAUUUGUAUAUUGUUGAACAUUUCCGCUACAUUAUUUUUGAAUUUAUAAUUUCAUGACAACUAAUAGGCCUGCAGUACAUUCUGGCAGGGAGUCGCAAAACUUAAACUGAAAGCAUCUCAUUAGAAAAUAGUUCUGAAGUGAUGAGUGUUAAAUCUCUUUCAUCUUAUGUACCACAUUCCAGAGUGAUCAGUUCAGUGUACAUACAUGCAAGUUGGGUUACAGUUAUGUGGUUAUUUUGUAUUAAAGUUUCAAACAGCAACAUGCCAUUGUUUGGGAAGUCACAAAAAAGUCCAGUAGAACUGGUGAAAGUGCUUCGAGAAGCUCUUUUAGCCUUGGAAAGAGGAGAUAAAAAGGCAGAAAAGGCUCAAGAAGAUGUGUCAAAAAAUCUAAUGUUAAUGAAAAACAUGUUGUAUGGAACCAAUGAUCAGGAACCUCAGACAGACAUAGUCCUGACACAGCUUGCACAUGAAUUGUAUAAUUCUAACCUUCUGUUGUCAUUUAUUCAAAAUUUAUCAAAGAUAGAUUUUGAGGGGAAAAAAGAUGUUGCACAGAUAUUCAAUAACAUUCUGAGGAGACAGAUUGGUACAAGGUCACCAACAGUAGAGUAUAUAUGCACUAAAUCAGAAAUACUUUUCACUUUAAUUAAAGGGUAUGAGAAACAGGAUAUAGCUCUGAACUGUGGAACAAUGUUACGAGAGUGUGCCAGAUACGAAGCUCUGACUAAGAUUGUAAUCUAUUCAGAUGAGUUUUACAGUUUCUUCAAGUUUGUAGAAGUUUCAACUUUUGACAUUGCUUCAGAUGCAUUCUCCACUUUUAAGGAAUUACUUACAAGACAUAAGGGUCUGUGUGCUGAAUUUCUGGAAAACAAUUAUGAUAGAGUGUUCAGUCAUUACCAGAACUUACUGAACUCAGAAAAUUAUGUAACUCGAAGACAGUCCUUAAAGUUGCUUGGGGAGCUUCUGCUUGAUCGUCAUAACUUUUCUGUAAUGACCCGAUAUAUAAGUAACCCAGAGAACUUAAAGCUUAUGAUGAAUAUGCUGAAAGAAAAAAGCAGAAAUAUUCAGUUUGAGGCUUUUCAUGUCUUUAAGGUAUUUGUUGCCAAUCCCAACAAACCAAAAGCAAUUCUUGAUAUACUUCUUCGAAACAAAGAAAAGCUUGUUGACUUCCUUACGAGGUUCCACACUGAUCGUUCAGAUGAUGAACAGUUCAACGAUGAAAAGGCCUACCUAAUAAAACAGAUUAGAGAGUUAAAACCUCAUGACGAACACUAGCAGA